Chrysochloris asiatica (Cape golden mole) is the source of this 920-nucleotide messenger RNA. It is a transcript of the gene OSER1, whose product is annotated as oxidative stress responsive serine-rich 1. Bases 177 to 920 code for a protein of 247 amino acids. Gene Ontology annotation, biological process: cellular response to hydrogen peroxide. The transcript has 5 exons. Lineage: Eukaryota; Metazoa; Chordata; Mammalia; Afrosoricida; Chrysochloridae. The record is from RefSeq and is a predicted model, not a curated record.
GUCGCCGCUUGCUGAGCUGCCGAGUCACUGGGGAGGGAGGAACCUAAGCAAGGGGCGGGGUGCGUGCCCGACUGACGCAGGCGCAGUACGAAUCCCGAGGCGCGGGCAGUUCCCCUCCGCAGAUUUGGAUCCGGGUCAGUCUGGCGCGGCGAUCGGGGGACCGACGAUCUGAACUGAUGGCACCGGGUCACCGGAACGCCCCAGCUGCGAAGAGCAUUAACGGAAACAUCCAUAGUAGUGUAGAAACUUUCACAAUGAAAUCUGAAGCCAAGGACGGAGAGGAGGAGAGCCUACAAACUGCUUUCAAGAAGUUAAGAGUGGAUGCAUCCGGGUCCAUAGCAUCCCUGGCUGUUGGAGAAGGCACAAGUGUUAGAACAUCAGUUAGAACAACUACAGAUGAUACCAAGCUGAAAACUAUAUGUGCAUCUAAAGACAGUUGGCAUGGGUCUACAAGGAAGUCUUCACGAGGAGCAGCGAGAACCCAGCGUCGUCGACGUUCUAAGUCUCCUGUCCUUCAUCCUCCAAAGUUUAUACAUUGCAGUACAAUAGCUUCUUCUUCCAGCAACCAGCUAAAGCACAAAAGCCAGACUGAUUCCCUUGAUGGCAGCAGUGGGCUGGGAAUUUCGACCCCUAAAGAGUUCAGUGCAGGAGAAUGUGCUGCUUCUGCUCCUGAUGCUAAUCACACAGGGGCAGUCAUUGAGCCUCUGAGAACUUCAAUUCCAGGGCUCCCAUCAGAGAAUACCAAGGAAGACUCCUCAGAUGCCACCCACGUCUCCCAAGCAAGUGUCAAGGCCAAUGAUCUCUCUGACUUUCAGUCCGUUUCCAAGUUGAACCAGGGCAAGCCAUGUGCGUGCCUGGGCCAGGAGUGCCCGUGUAAGAGAUGGCAUGGCAUGGAGGUGUACUCCUUCUCAGGCCUCUAG